GGAGCAAAGACAGAAAAGAUUUGAAGUAACGGCGCAUGCGCAAUUUUGUUCCCGCCAUUUAUUUUUUUACUACGCCCGAUACCAGUCUUUAUCUUCCCUCACAGAAGCCACCGCUUGCGCAUGCGCGGUAGGCUCAGUUAUGGCGGAGCGCUCUGGUUGCUACUCUACGCAGAGACUGGCCCCUCCCUUCACCAUAGUAACGAAAGUAGACAGAAGGACGUGAGCUCCGCCUCUCUGGCGGCAAGAGGCCACGCCCGCUCAACCGGCGUCUGCGCGCUUAAAAAGAAGAGAGGGGCUGCUGGUGAGUCCCGCCUGGAGGGGGCGACACGCGUCUAGGACACGCGUCGCACGCGUUGUGUUUGGAGUCUUUUGAAAAGCGGAAGAAGUUCACCUGUCUUGCCGCAAGACUAGAUGCAAUGGCCACCAGUUCGGUUCAGUAAAAGGACAACACUAUGGGAGGCGGAGGGAAAGGGAAGGGCAAGGGCAAACGGAAGGGCAAAGGCAAAGGGAAGAAAUCCAAGAAGGCCGCGGGCGAGGUGGACAUCUUGAGCCCAGCCGCCAUGCUCAACCUCUACUACAUCGCCCACAACGCAGCUGCCUGCCUGGAGUUCCGCGGCUUCCCCUGGCCGGGUUCUCUGAAAAAGAAAGGGAAGAAACGGAAGUAGUGAGCCAACCUUGGAAAGAGACUGAGGCUAGAGUCUCGUGGGGGAGAGACUGAGAGCCCCUCUUUGAGAGCAGAGAAGAGGAAGGCUUUUACAGGAACUGGGGCCAGAAACAAACAAAACCUCAGAUUUUUCACUUUGCCAAAAUCUCUGUGGGCAAGAAGAUGAAGGGGCUUCUGCUUCCAAUGGCAUUAAAGAAGUAAAGGUUGCGUUGA
Molecule: messenger RNA, 877 nt
Organism: Sceloporus undulatus (fence lizard)
Lineage: Eukaryota; Metazoa; Chordata; Lepidosauria; Squamata; Phrynosomatidae
Gene: SMKR1
Product: small lysine rich protein 1
Exons: 3
Coding region: 453-665 (70 amino acids)
Source: RefSeq, a predicted model, not a curated record